UGUUGUGUUGACUACUCCCGCGUAAACUCAAGACAGUCACUGUCACCGCCGCCGCCGCGACCGACACAAUGACGGCCACUACCGGCGAUGAUGACAAUACAAACGCCAAUGCGGACAAUACCGAGUGCGGCGCCGACGCUACCGACAGCCGUCAACAGCCCAUGGAUGUGGACAACAACAACAGUGUCGGCGGCGAUGGCAGCAGCGGCAGUACGGCCGCCGCCGACGGUCAACAUCAGCCGACAGCGUCCGAUACGGGCCUACUGUCCACUGGCGAGGCCAUGAAAAACAUGUUUCGCAAUCUUUACGAAGCCGCAUCGCUGGCCAAAAUCAAACAGUAUAUCCAGUUUAUUAACGCCCGAGUGUUGACCAAUAAGACCUACUUUUUCUAUAUCAACGACUUCUAUCAUUAUGUUUGCGUAUUGACCGAUACGGCUGUCGACCAGCCGUCGAUGCAUACGUCAUUGGCCACCGAACUGAACGAAUUCUAUCGGCGACUGAUCGCCAUCUGCUACGAGUGGCACUGUUUGGCCGACGAUUUUCGCGACGAUUACCGAAUCUAUAAUGUUAUUCAAUUGACGAUCAAAACGAUGAUCGAUAGGUUUUCCGCCGCCACUGCCGAUGUCGGCGACAACGACAACGUUAUACUCAACAGAUGUGUGCCGUCGAUGUUGGCAUCGAUGCUGAUAAUGAUGUCAACGCUGUACGGUCUGAAAGAGGCGGCCAUUUUAGCCAAACCGAUGACCACCAAUCUGGUGGGGCGAUUGCGCCAUCAGCGAGGCCUCGCUAUGGAUACCGAAGAGUGGCGCCAAUUGUUGUCCUAUUUGGCCACUAUCGGCGAACUAUGGAUAGUCAUCUAUAACAUUGAUUCGGCAGAUGACGAAAGACUAUCGAAAUUGUUGAUCAAUUUUAUUGAUCUAUCGCUCGAAAGGAAUGAAUUUCGCAGUCAUAUUGUCGGCAAAGCUAUCAAAUGUUUGAGUCAAGAGAAGAACAAAUCGUUGGAUCAGUUGGUGAUUGAAUUUCAACAACAGAUUGCCGGUCAUAUUAUUCGUCUGAUUGAAAUUGACGGCGAAUUUCGCGAUUUGAAUCACAUUCUGACAAAAACAAUGUCACUGUUUGGCAUCAGUUAUAUACCGAAAGAAUUUAUGAGACAUAUUGUCGCCCAUUUUGUGUCCAAAGGCAACGAUAUGACCGUAAAGUUUGUCCGCGAAUUCAUCAAAUUAGAAGACAAACCGUUUACCGAUAUAUUGAAAAUCUAUUUGUCGGACGUUAUUCGUCAAAUGUUUUUCGAUAGGACAGCCUAUCAGCGAACUUACGGCCAAACGUGUCAACUAUUGAAAGAGAUAUCGAAACGGGCCGACUAUGAUGUCGAAUAUCGUGUCGAAUAUUCGGCCACUGAUUACGGUAAAACAUUGUUGAUCUGGUGGUCAGCUGAACGUCAACUGGUUGUUCGGGCCAUUGCAUUCAUACAUUACUAUCGACUCAAAGUCCCCGAGUCAUCGUCGGCUACCGUCGAUAUGAAUUGCUUCGAGAAUAGUCCGUCCACUUUGCGGUCAGCGCUUCACGAAUACUUUUUGCCGUUUGUUCACCGAUACGAGUCGCUAAUGCAAGACUAUUCGGUACCGAAAACUGAGAAACUGAUGGCCACACGAAGUUUUAGUCAACUAAUGGAGUUUAUGGGACCCGAUUGUGUCAACACUUAUCGGGUUAAGCUGUUCUCGACAAUUCAGAUGAUUUUAAGCGAACGUUUUCUACCGAAUAAACCGCUGAUUAAGUUAAGCAUCGAACUGAUGACCAAAUUCGUUCAAAUGGCCGACAAAUACUAUUUGAGUACACAAUUGUUAACAAUAUCGGCACUAAUGUUACCGAUAUUGCACUACUGGCCAACAGAGACGUCCGAAUUGUUUACCGAAUUGAUACUUAAAAACAGAUUUCAUUCGUCAUUUCAGUCGGCAUUCAAACACUUGUAUUUCAUACCGAAAUGUAAUGAAUUGCGCGAUGUUUCCGAAAUAAUUAGCGACUAUAUUAUGGACGGAAACGAUGCCACUGAUGUCGACCUACAGUUACGGCUGGCCAUCAGUAAUAUCAAUCACGAAAAUCCCAAAGUCCAAGAGUUUUCGUUGCGUCAACUGUUGAAACUGUUGACCAGCCAUCAGUCGAUUUUAUAUAAACAGUUGUUCAACAAUAACAACAACAAUAAUACGUACGAUGAGUUGGCCGCCCACGAGUUUAUCGGCCAGAUUGUCGGCAAACUGAUGGACUGUUUUCGGACAAAUCAGCCGACAAUUAUCGAAUUAGUUGGCGAAUGUAUUGGCACAUUGGGUGCCAUUGAUCCGCUACGCUGCGAUUUGGACAAACCUAUUAUCACCCGUGAGGCCAACAGCGACCGAUUUCUCAAUUCGAACGACAAUAAAUUCAAAGUACAUCUGAUAACACUGUUGUAUCGGACGCUGACCACUGCCACAACUACUGCCGACCAUUACGCGGCUUCGUAUUCGCUUCAGGAGAUUAUCAAAUUGUUGACCGGAAGCGGUGGCGGCGAAUCGUCGGGUGGCGGCGGCGGCGCUGGUGGUGGUGGCGACCACGUAGUAUUAGACGGUUUCAAUUUGGACGACCUGAGCGAAGACAUGCGCCACUAUUGCGAAAUACUGAAGAAGACACGCUAUACUCAUAGCAAACUGAUGGACAUUGAAAUAUCUGACGAACCGAUAUUCGGAUCCCAACCGGAUCUCACUUACCGUCAAUGGUUGAACAGAUGGCUGAAAACGUUGUUCCACUUAUUCAUAUUUACCCACCAGAAAGACACCGACGGUACCACUCAGUUGGCCGAUAUCUUAUCAAUGUCACAGUCACAGGGUGUCAGUUCGCAACGAUCUGAUCUAUUCGAGAGUGAACUGUGUCAGGCAUUGGCCCAGAAUUCUAUCAAAAUCAAGAUCUUGUGCGACUGUUUUCCGACAAUGUGUCGCAAUCGGCCAGUAGCCCAAUAUCUGCUACCGUAUGCGGUAAUAGCGGCCCUGAAAAAUGCCAAACCAAACGAAAAGGAUUUCAUAUGCAACGAAUUGAGGACAAUUGUCAAAUUGUUAACCGCCGAUGACUAUCUGUUCGGUACGGAAAUGGGACAUUUGGCUGCCCAGACAGUGUUCCACAUAUACGAUCACUUGAGGAACUGGCAUAAAAAGCGGCUACGAUUGCACCAACAAGUCUGUACACAACCCAGACAGCAUCGGUUUGCCCGACUAAAGGACAAAGAGUUCAAAGGUGUCGACCAUUUUCUACAGCAAAUCGUACUGAAAGAUCUGGCAGUAUUGGCCUUCAAAUGUAAAACCUAUUCCCGAUCGUUAAGAUAUCUGGAAGAAUAUUGUAUCGAAUCGGCGGCAAACAACGAUAUACCGGAAAUUGUAUUGCAAUCGGAGAUACCAUUAUUACAGCGUAUUUAUAUACAUCUGGACGAACCCGAUUCGGUCGAAGGUCUCAAUUGUAAACGUGUGGGUACGCCGACAGUUACCGAACGUAUACUUAUACACGAAUCAAUGGGUCAGAUACAGGAGGCGCUGGUAUGCUGUGCCAAAGCUGUCGAACUGGAUCCCAAUGAUUUCGAUGUCCAACGAAAAUACUUAACCAUAUCGAUGGACAGUUUCGAUCAAUCGGAAAUGGUCUACACCUACGGUACUGGGCUAUCGCAUCGACGGCCCGAUUGGCGCCGUAAGCUGGCGCCGCAUGUCAUCGAAUCUGUCUGGAAAUUGGGUCACUGGUCGCAGUUGCCAGGCGUUUGUCGCGAAUACGACGACACCACUACUGCCGCCACAUUCGGUGCCGGUGUUGGCGAUCUGUUUUGUGCUCUACUGUCGUCGAAACAGUCGAACGAAACGGCGGCCAAUGAUUUCGAGACGAAACUGUCGGCUCUGCGCCGGGCACAGGUCGGUCCACUGGCAGCGGCCGCACUCGAGAUUAGCGGCUAUGUUAGGGCACACGAAUUUGUCGUCAAUUUGCAUACAUUGCAAGACAUUCAGCUAAUGUACAACAAUCUGAUGGCCGAACUGAUGCACGAAGACGUUUCGCCAAUCGAUUCGCUGAAAGAUAAAUUUGCGGCCACUGUCGACGUCUGGCAACAGCGUAACCAUUUGGUUAGGCCUACCAUUAAAUAUCUGGAACCGAUACUCAACACACAGCGCGCACUGUUAUCCAUAAUGGAUAACUGGUCGCAGAGUGCCGACUUGCGAGUGGAUAUCAAAAAACAGUUGUUCCAGUCGUGGCUGAUGAGCACAAAAACGGCCCGCAAAUCGGGAAACAUUCAACGUUCGUAUAAUUGUUUGUUGGAAAUGAAUAAAAUCAGAGAUUCGUUGAAUAUAUCGCUCGGCGAUACUGCUGUCGGCCUAUCGGUCAGUGCAUUGUCCGAUGCGGACAAUUGCGAAACAAUUCUCGAGACGGCCAAAGUCUGUUGGAAUAAGAAUCAUAAAAUAGAAGCCAUCAAAUAUCUUCACAAUCAGAUAUCGCAGAAUUUUAGUUAUUCACUGAAUCAAUGCUUCCAGAAGGCGACCAGCAAUUUGAGCGAUCGAUUUACUCCCGAAGAACUCAAAGAGAUCAGGAAUAACAUGUCGUUUGGCAGUCUAUCGGUUACCGGCAGCAGCGGUCGCGUCAGUGGCGGCGGCGGCACCGCUGCAGCAGCAGCAGCAGCAGUAGGCAGUGCCACGAAUCCGGUUGAUGUUUCGGUAUCGCCGAGCGGCGGCGGUGGCGGCGACCAGUUGUCUAGUAGUCUGACACCGCAUUCGGGUGCCGCCGACGAAGCGUUCGCUCGAUUGCAACUACUUUACGCCAAAUACUGUGACCAACAGCAGCUAUUGAAUCCAAAUUCGUUGAUGAUUAUCUACAAAACGGUAACAAUUGCCGCACCCAAUAGCGAGGACAGUCACUAUAGUCUGGCACAGUAUUGCCAUAAACUGUAUACCGGUUAUCAGGAAACUCGUAGGACUGGCGGCAGUGCCGGCGGUUUUGCCAAAAGCGAUGAACUGAGUGCUCUGAAGUGUCAGACAGUAAAAUCGUCGGUCGAGUCGCUGAAGUUUGGUGUCAAACACGCCCACAAAUCGUUGCCAUUAAUAUUCAACAUAUGGUUCGAGUUUGCCAACGAUUAUGCCAGAGCUAGAACCACGAGGAAUGCCAAUCAGAUGACAAACUUACAGAAAUUGUUGUCGAAAAUACACAGCCAUAUGUUGGACCUGUUGGCUAACGUUCCCAGCUAUAUAUUUUUCAUAAUAUUUGCCCAAUUGUGUGCCCGAUGUUUGCACAGCGAACCCAACAUACAGUCGGUAAUCAAAACAAUUUUGCAGCGACUGGUUGGCGACUAUCCUCAGCAAACAAUGUGGCUAUUGAUGCGAUCGUUGAAUUCGCAUAAUCUGAAUCGGAAAAACUGUUUCAACGAUAUCGUACAGAAGGCGGUACUCCAGAGGCCGCAGCAGUUGACAAAGUUUGUCAACGAUAUCAAACACUUGUCCCGUCUGAUGAUCGACAUGUGCCAGAAAGAUUCGAGCCGUACGCGCGGCGGCGGCGCCGGUGGACAGCGAGCCGCUCGCCAAUCAAAACUGUCGUUGCGAUCGGAUUUUCGCGAACUAUACAAUCUGUUUGAUAAGUCGUCGGGUUUUAGUCAGAUUUUACUGCCGUUUCGAUCGCUGGUCAACGUAACACUGCCGAAGUCGUCGACCUCGGCAGCCGCCACCACCACCACCACCACCAACAACAGCAGCACAGCAGACAACAAUCAACAUCAGCCGUUUCCGGCCAAAGAUGUCUAUAUCGACAAGUUUGACGAUACCAUUGAACUGUUGCACUCACUCCAGAGGCCCAAGAAGAUUGCCAUCCAUGGAAGCGAUGGCAACAAAUAUACAAUGCUUUGCAAACCGGGCGACGAUCUGCGCAAAGACUACUGUUUUAUUGAAUUUUGUAAUCUAUUGAACCGAUGUUUCAAACGCGAUCCGGAUAGCCGUCGACGGCAAUUGUCGGCCAAAAUCUAUUUGGUUAUAUCCUUGACCGACCAGUGCGGACUCAUCGAAUGGAUACCCGGUUUGUUGCCGUUCAGGACGAUUGUCGAAGGCCAGUACCGGUUGAGUCGCGAAUACGAUGCGAUCAGGGAAUCAGUUAUACGAAACUAUCCGCCGCCGGCCUCACUAAGCAAACAGGAACGAGUCAGGCGUUUUCGGACAGAUAUUCUGCCGAAAUUCCGACCGGCAGUUUUCGCCAAUUGGUUUGUCCAACAAUAUACGGAUCCGCUGUCGUGGUUUGCCGCCCGACUAGCCUAUACCCGAUCGACAGCCGUGUUCAGUAUUGUCGGCUAUUUGCUGGGGUUGGGCGACCGUCACGGCGAAAACAUUAUGAUCGACGAAUCGACUGGCCAGACGGUUCACGUCGAUUUGAAUUGUAUGUUCAAUAAGGGCGAAGAAUUUCAGGUACCCGAAACCGUACCGUUUCGACUGACACACAAUAUGAUCAACGCUAUGGGUGUUACCGAUUACGAGGGUGUCUAUAGGCGUGCCUGCGAACAUACGAUGCGUGUGGCCCGCGAUAAUAGGGAUGCCGUAAUGAAUUUUGUUACGCCCAUGCGUUUCGAUCAUCUGUAUGAAUGGAACCGGUCGUCAGGCGGCGGUGGUGCGGCCGACUCACGGCAACAAUCCAACGAGUUUACACUGGAUAUAGCUGAACGUGUAGUGUCUAACAUAGAGUGGCGACUGAACGGCAUUCCCGAUCGCAACGACCGAAAUCUGCCGAAAGGCAUUGCCCUGUCUGUCGAGGGACAGGUCGAUCAUGUGAUAAAAGAGGCCACGGAUAUCAACAAUUUGGGUGUUAUGUAUGUCGGAUGGACUGCUUAUCUGUGAUUAUUACCGUAAUUAUUAUUAUUAUUAUUUUUCGGCCAUAACUACU
Messenger RNA from Oppia nitens, 6909 nucleotides. Its product is annotated as serine/threonine-protein kinase ATR-like. The transcript has 6 exons. NCBI's taxonomy places the organism in Eukaryota, Metazoa, Arthropoda, Arachnida, Sarcoptiformes, Oppiidae. The record is from RefSeq and is a predicted model, not a curated record. Gene Ontology annotation, biological process: DNA damage checkpoint signaling; telomere maintenance; protein phosphorylation. Gene Ontology annotation, cellular component: nucleus. The coding region runs from base 69 to 6863 and encodes 2264 amino acids. Gene Ontology annotation, molecular function: protein serine/threonine kinase activity; protein binding.